AAUCUUCACUCUUUCCUCUAAUCAUAUCACGCCAAAUCGAGCUCCAAGUUAAUCGUAAAUCGGGCUGGCUGGAACCUCCGAUUAAUGGCUCCGCGGAAGAGGGCGAGCUCAGGAGGCAAGAAGCCGAACAAUCCAAAUCGCGAGCAGCAGCAAUCUGAACCGUCUAAAUUUGGUAUACAGCACUUCUUUGAGCGCCACUCCCAGACCCAAAUCCAGAAAAGAUGUGACGACCCCACAGCUGAUUCUGCCGCAAACAAAAACUCCCGGAUCGUAGGUAAGCCGAUUGCGGGUCGGUCUAAAGUGGGACCGGAGAAUCCUUGUGAUGCAGUUGAAUCGCGGACUGAAUGUGUAAGGGGUGUAAACACUAGAAUUAAUUCGGUAAAUGCGAAUGACUGUGUUUCUCGAAAUGAUACAAGCGGAGGCAAUGUGCCUGUGGAGGAUCAUAUUGGAGCUGUAGAUGUAAAUAAUGUGGAAAAGACGGAAAAUUUGUUGAAGGCUGAGAUAUCUAGUCGAUCGCCAGAUCCACGGCUGGAUAAUUUAUCGCCGGUGGUGAUUGAUGUUGAGGAUAAUCAACUGGAUGUGACACCAGAGACGUCCAAGUCUGUCUCGGUUAAGCGUUUCAAGUUUUCUCCUGGAAUGCUAAUCAAGCAGACCCAGGAUGACACGGUUGAUGAGGUGACAUGGAAAAUUUCUCCAGUAAAUGAGAGGCUGCAUGCUAUGUCUAAGCAUUUACAUGGGAGGAUAAGUGUGUUGGCAGAUUCCACUAGGUUUAACUCAAUGAAUUUUCAAGAAUGCUCACAGGAAAAGGUAAAAAUUUCUCCUAACAUGUCGGGGAAGCUUGAGAAGUGGCUUUCUUCACCUCCACUAAAGCCGCAUAGGAAAUCCAUAAUAUGCUCUGACGGGCUUGCGUCAAGAAAGGUCAACCAUGGUCUUAAUUUAAGCUGCCCUGGAAAUCAUAGAAAUUCGAAUUGCACUGAUAAAUCUGGAUUACGUGAUUCUCAGAGCCCAUUCACUACCCCACCCUCACUGUCUUGUUGCACCGGCAAGGCUGUUGAAGAAGUGGGUGACAAAGGGGUGCCCAACCAGUUGGGUUCAAGACAGCACAAAAAGGCUUUGAUUGAACUCUUAGAUCAAGUAGAGGAUGUAAUAUCUGUUGAAAGUUCAUCAUCUAAAGAUGCUCAAUCACACUUAGAUGUUGAGAGAUACAGCAAAGCUGAUGUUGUUGUACACCGCCCAACAACACAUUCAGAAGAAAAUAGAUCCACUACAUACUCAAAUUUCAGUUUUCUUGUAUUGGAGGUUUCAGAAAAGCGCGGACUUUCUGGAUCAUCUGGUGGUCCUCCAUCCGUUUUCAAGGUACUACGCUUAUUGAAUGAGCAAAAUGGAGCUGAACGGUCCUUGCAAUUGUGGGAUGCAUGGUAUGACAGUGUCGUGGCGCCUGGAGACACUGUUCAUGUUGUUGGUGAAUUCGAUUCCGAAGGGAAGUGUGACGUCAAUCGUGAGAAGAACUUUUUCAUCGUCCACCCAGAUAUCUUGGUAUCUGGAACUCGGGUUUCUGCUAGUUUCAGCUGCCCAAGGCGCACCGUCCUGGAUGAGAGGAUAAAAAGCACGGAGAAUUCAACAGCAGCAUUGAUUGGUACCUUAUUGCAUCAGAUCUAUCAGGCUGGCCUCAUCAGUGAAUCCCCCACGAAAGAAUCCUUAGAAGAAUAUGCCAGAACAGUGCUUCACAAAAGUCUUGAGAAUCUCUAUGCAUGUGGAGCGAAUGAAAAUGAUAUCUUCAAAACUAUGAUUGCAGCAAUCCCAAAAAUAUUGAAUUGGAUAUCCUCCUUUCGAGAUUCACAGGGUUCGAAAAGCCCAACUGUAGACUUCAAUAGUGAUGAAGGACUAAAGAAGGUCAAAAUUUGCGAGGUAAUCGACAUUGAAGAAAUGGUCUGGGGCCAAAGGUAUGGAUUGAAAGGAAUGAUUGAUGCUUCUCUCCGAGUUAGAACCAACACAAAUUCUGCAGAAGCUAAUGAAGUAAUUAUGCCUCUGGAGUUCAAAACUGGAAAGGGAACAAGUGGACAGGUAGCUAUAGAGCAUACUGCACAAGUGAUGCUAUAUACUCUCCUGAUGUCAGAGCGGUACAUGAUGAACAUUGAAUGUGGUCUUCUUUAUUAUCUUCAUACAGAUGAAACACGGGGAAUCUCGGUUAAAAGGUCUGACUUAAUGUGGCUCAUUAUGCGGCGCAAUGAACUUGCAAAUGAUCUGCUUAAGGCAUCAACAACUCAGCAAUUUCCACCUAUGCUACAAAAUCCAAAUGUUUGUAGAAGUUGCAGGCACCUGAAUGCCUGCAGUGUUUAUCACAAGGCAAAUGGAGGUACUGUUGAAGGAAGUGGACUAGGUGCCAUGUAUGAGUCGCUUGUGUCCCAUUUAACCUCAACACAUGCCAUUUUUCUCCAGAAAUGGGAAAGACUAAUUGAUCUGGAGGCUAAACAUGUGGAGAUUGCAAAGAAGGAGAGCUGGCUCUCUAGCAGUUCUAGGAAUGACCACCACCCCAUUUCUCUAUCAUCCUUGGUUCUUGAUAAUUCAGAUACAUCAUCAGAGAGAAAAAUGUCCAGGAGAAACCGAUUUGUUUACCGCUUUGUCUCUCCUGAACAACCAAAUCAUGAUCCAUUACGUGCCUCCUCUCCCUUAGAGCAUAUGUUUCGAAAUGGAGAUUAUGUGGUAUUAAGCACUGAACCAGAUCAUCUACGAGUUUCUAAUGGGAUUAUUGAGGACAUUGGUAACUUCCAUGUCUCUGUAUCUUUGGCAAAGCGAUUAAGGCUUCCAGGGCAUAGUCCUAGGUCUAUGACAGAGGAACUCUGUAAACAAUCCUGGCGAAUUGACAAAGAUGAAAUUAUGACAUCAUACGCAAUCAUGAGGUUCAAUCUUAUCCAACUCUUUUUGCAAAAUGAAAGUAGUACUUGUCUGAGGAAGAAGGUUGUGGAUCUUGAGAUGCCUAGAUUUGACAGUGGCUGCAUACUUAGUCAAGAUCCCGCCAUUUCAUAUGUCCAGUCAGAGAAAAGUUUAAAUGAUGAUCAAAGAAGAGCUAUACUCAAGAUACUCACAGCUAAGGAUUAUGCUCUUAUUCUUGGAAUGCCUGGGACAGGCAAAACUUCCACCAUGGUACAUGCUGUGAAGGCUUUGCUGCUAAGAGGUGCAUCCAUUUUGCUCACAUCCUACACAAAUUCGGCCGUUGACAAUUUAUUAAUCAAAUUGAAAGCUCAGGGCGUAGAUUUCAUAAGAAUCGGAAGGAACGAGGCGGUGCAUGAGGAAGUUCAAGAGAAUUGCAUAUCAGUAAUGAAUAUGAAUAGCACCCAGGAUAUUAAGGAAAGGCUAGAAAAGGUUAAUGUUGUUGCUGUUACUUGCUUGGGAAUAACGAGCCCUUUGCUAACUAACAAGAGGUUUGACAUAUGCAUCAUGGAUGAAGCAGGACAGAUAACACUUCCGGUAUCCUUGGGUCCACUCGCAUUUGCUUCAAGAUUUGUUCUCGUUGGGGAUCAUUAUCAAUUACCCCCACUCGUCCAGAGUCCAGAGGCUAAGGAGAAUGGAAUGAGUGUGAGCCUCUUCUGCAGGCUCUCAGAAGCACAUCCACAUGCGAUUGCAGCUUUGCAUUUCCAGUACCGGAUGUGCGCAGACAUAAUGGAACUCUCGAACGCCUUGAUAUAUGGAAAUAGAUUGCGUUGUGGUUCUACAGAAAUAGAGAAUGCAAAGCUCAAGUACAGGUCUUCAGCUUCUUCACCUGCGUGGCUGAUUAAGGUUCUGGAUCCAAACCAACCUGUUAUAUUUAUCAACACAGAUUUGUUGCCUGCAUAUGAGAGUAAUGACCGGAAAGCUCUAAACAACCCAAUCGAGGCACAUAUUAUUGCAGAGGCCGUUAAACUCCUGGUACUUAGAGGCAUUGAAGGGAAAGCUAUUGGCAUUAUUACUCCUUACAACGCUCAGGCUAAUCUCAUUCGAGAAGCUGCUCCUGAAGGUGUGGAGAUACAUACCAUAGACAAAUAUCAGGGAAGAGAUAAGGACUGCAUAUUGGUGUCCUUCGUGAAGUCCUCUGAAACCCCUAGGAACGGCACAUCUUCGCUUCUUGGAGACUGGCACAGAAUAAACGUAGCUCUUACACGUGCCAAGAAGAAGUUGAUCAUGGUGGGAUCAUGCCGAACUCUGUCGAAAGUGCCAUUGCUGAAACUCAUGAUUGAGAAGGUGGAAGAGCUUUGUGGAAUGGUGGUGGUUUCAAACAAGGAAAUCAAAUACCAGCCUGAGCUAAGGAGAUGCUCUCACCUCAUCUAACUUCUCUUCUCCUUUAUGUAAUUUGCUUGUUUUGGCAAUUUUGUAGAAUAUUUUUUAUGCCAAUAGAUCCCCCUUUCUUUGCCA
This is a messenger RNA of Salvia hispanica, 4389 nucleotides long. RefSeq names its product DNA replication helicase. Lineage: Eukaryota; Viridiplantae; Streptophyta; Magnoliopsida; Lamiales; Lamiaceae. Gene Ontology annotation, molecular function: single-stranded DNA helicase activity. The record is from RefSeq and is a predicted model, not a curated record.